AUGGAAGGCAAUAACAUCGCUGCGAACGUCGCGGCGGUGGUCGCCGCGUCAGAGCACGCUCUGGUGGCGGCCUCCAAUGCUCCGACCCCCGCGACCGCUCCUCCAGGGUAUCGCCCACUCACAACGGUCGAACUCUUUGUUGUAAUGAACCGCAUGGCCAAAGCCGCCACCGCCUCUGAACGCGAGGCCGCGGAAAAGGCUUACAUAAGGUUCUUACAGUACGACCUCCCCGCCGCACUGCCAGGCGCAGCCAGUGAAGAGGCCAAGGUACCGCCGGGAGCCCCGCCAGGCGUGUCCACGCAAGAGGACACUGCACUGCCGGAGGCGGCCCCGAAGGGAGCAGAGCCACCAGGCGUGGCGUCUCAUGCACCCACUGCCCUGCUGGCUCCCCCCACGGUACAGGCCAGUCAAGAGGCUGCUGACCUGCCAGCAGCAUCUCACGAGGACGUUAUUCCAGAAGCCAACCUGGAAAAAUUAAUCCACGAUGGCGAGGCUAUGGAAGUCUCACUCCCAUCGCGUAAAAGGCCGGCGGAUGACGAUGAGUCGUCCGAAAGCACCCCUUCUUCUGCCCACAGAAUGCCGCAGCAGAAGAAGAAGCAAACCGCGCCUGAAGGCGCCACAGAAGACAUUGAAGCCGCAGAGGAGGAAGAAGAUGAGUUUGUCGUCCCCAAGCGGAAGCACACGGCUCGGGCAAGGAAGCUCGAGCAGGUGCAGCCGCUCCCGACGGCAAACUCGUUCGAGUCCGCCCCAAUCGACACCGAGGCUAUGGAGGAAGCGCCAAGGCCGCCCAAAAGGGUGGCCCCACCACCAAUCAAUGUCCUUUGGAAGGACACCUUUCGAGCCUUCCUAGAAAAAUUCUCUGAGGGUGUGUCCGCACCACCCAAAAUAAAGUCCCUUGGGCGCGAGAUGUUGCGCAUCACACCUGCAAACAUGGACGACUACCGCGCAACCAUGAAGACUGCAAAAAGAGCAAAGAUGAACCGCCGAAAUGCUGCAACUGCAGUGAACAACACGUGGCUAGCUACAGGGGCUGCAACCUAUUUAAAAAGACCAGGCGCCGCGGACGCGGACGUGGAACGUCACGCCCAGUCCAGCAAGGCACCAGCUAUGCCGCAGCCGCAAAAGGCGCGGCCCCAGCCCACCAGGAGCGACAGCAAGCACCCCCAGACGCCACGAACAAGCCGGCUGCCACAAACCAGUCACCAGCAGCCCAGCCAGGCCCCACCCCACCCGCAACAAGCACCAAAGACUGCA
Schistocerca serialis cubense is the source of this 1254-nucleotide messenger RNA. RefSeq names its product nascent polypeptide-associated complex subunit alpha, muscle-specific form-like. The record is from RefSeq and is a predicted model, not a curated record. Lineage: Eukaryota; Metazoa; Arthropoda; Insecta; Orthoptera; Acrididae. The transcript has 2 exons. The annotation marks the transcript as partial.